Colletes gigas is the source of this 1490-nucleotide messenger RNA. Its product is annotated as phospholipid phosphatase 6. Gene Ontology annotation, molecular function: sphingosine-1-phosphate phosphatase activity. The transcript is spliced from 4 exons. NCBI's taxonomy places the organism in Eukaryota, Metazoa, Arthropoda, Insecta, Hymenoptera, Colletidae. The record is from RefSeq and is a predicted model, not a curated record. The coding region runs from base 184 to 801 and encodes 205 amino acids.
AUGACUUAAAGUUGCUGAUAACGUUGAUUAGUGAUUAUUUGGUUUAUUUGAUACGUGGACUAAUCAUAACGGACAUGAUAAGAAAAUAUGUUUCUUGUCAAUAAUUUUAUCAGUGUACUAUAGAACAAAUUAUUUUUAAAAAGUUGAUCAUCGAGGAACAAUUUUUACUAAGAAUUCAUAAUCAUGGAUAAGAGAGACAUUUCACCAAUCCUAAAGAAUAUACUGUCUCUUGACAUUCGAUUAACAAACAGUUUUGUGAAAUAUAUGGGCAAAUACAUGCCUAUGAAACAAUUAAAAGUACAUUAUUCAGCAUUGGAGAUAUCAUGUAAUGGCCUAGUAUGGUUUGGAUCAGUAUUGGCUCUGGUUUGGAUUCUUCAUAAUAAAGAUUUAUAUCAAAUGCAAGUCAAUUUAUUAUUAGGCUUGGUGUUGGACGUUAUUUUUAUUGGUGUAUUGAAAGCAAUCACACGACGAAGACGGCCUACAUCCGCCGCAGUUCCUUUAGCAAUAGGACCUGAUAAAUAUUCAUUUCCAUCUGGUCAUGCUUCUCGAGCUAUGUUUUUACUUUAUUUCUUUAACCAUCUAUGGCCUGUACCUAUGAUUUUCUUCCCUCCAUUAGUAGCAUGGGUUAGUGCUACAGCUUUGUCUAGAAUCAUGAUGGGAAGACACCAUAUUCUCGAUAUUAUCGCAGGCUUACUUUUAGGUUAUGUUGAAGGUCUACUCAUGAGUUUCUUGUACUUAGAACCACAAACUUGUUUGUAUUUAGUAUCUUUUAUGACUGAUGAAAAAGUGAGUGAUACGUAAUAUAAUGUUUAGGCUUUGGUUAUGUUAUUAAGUGUGUUAUAUUUUAAUAUGUUUUUAAAUGGUGACAAAUUAUGCAUUAUGACUUUAUGUGGACUGUGUAUAAAAUAAUCACGUUUUUAAUUUUUGCAAGUAUUUUACAAUUUUUACUUCAGAUGCAACUAUUUAAUUUUAAUUGUUUUAAAGUGUCUUAGAAUAUUCACGAUGACGCCAGAUGUAUGCACAUUACUUCAUCCGCGGAUGCGGUACGAGAAUUUGAAUACUAGGUUUUGAUAUUAUUAUGAAUAAUUGAUGAUUUACUUUUCAAUGUAAAUAAAAGAAUACUUUUAUACCCUAAAUUUAUGAAAGAGCAGGUCGCUUCAUGUGUACCUAGUGUACGAGGUGAGCAACCGGUGGAUGACGUGAAUGUGUUAAUCUGGACUGGAUAAACCAAACUUUGGAAGUACCAAAUUACGAGAAAUAUUAGCUACGAUAUUAUUGAUGUUGCAGUACAAUUGUAAAAUUUAAGAAAUAAAUUUUGAAAAACCUAACCUUGAAUAAAGUGAAUACCAGAGAAAAGUACAUACAUAAAUUUGAAAUGUAAAAAGGAAUAUAUGGGGAAUGUUUUAUAUAAUUAUAUUUAAUAAUUUGGUUACCAUGUUAUUAAAUAAAUUAUAGUAUUUUGUACUUUAAUCAUUUAUUCUCUUGUCACG